Messenger RNA from Schistosoma turkestanicum, 628 nucleotides. NCBI's taxonomy places the organism in Eukaryota, Metazoa, Platyhelminthes, Trematoda, Strigeidida, Schistosomatidae. The record is from the annotation of a GenBank genome assembly.
GACUAGAUGACUACACUUGAUGAUAUUGAUCAAGAACCAGAGCAUGGGAAUGAUGAAUUAAUUUCAUCAGAAAAUCAAACAGCUAAGACAAAUGAUGAAACAGAUCAAUCCAUAGGUCAUAUGCGUGAUGAAGCAUUAAGACGUAAAGAACGUUUAAAACAAUUACGUAUGAGAAAUGCAUCACAUAAAAGUAUUAUGCACUUAAACAAUGGUGAUGAUGGUGAAUUACCUAAACCGAUAUUUCGAAAUUACAAACCACAAUCAGAAGAAUUAAAAGAUGGUGAAUUGCCUGCUGGUAAACCGGUAGAUUUAAACAUGCAUAUUAUUGCACAACUUGAAGCUGCAGAUGCACCAGUUAUUGUUGAUGAAGUUAAUUUAACAAGUCUUGCACCUCGUAAACCUGAUUGGGAUUUAAAAAGAGGUGUUGAAAAGAAAUUACGUAAAUUAGAACGUCGAACUCAACGUGCUAUUGCUGAGCUAAUUCGUGAACGUCUUCUUGAAACAAAUGUCAAUUCCACUGGAACAAAAUCAAUUGAAUAAUGAAUAACCUGUUUUUCAUUGUUUUAUUACUACUAUCAUCAUGUCUUGUAUAAAAUAUACUUGUGAAUAAAAUGAUUCAUAAAUAAAA